Blumeria graminis f. sp. triticale is the source of this 1050-nucleotide messenger RNA. Lineage: Eukaryota; Fungi; Ascomycota; Leotiomycetes; Helotiales; Erysiphaceae. The record is from the annotation of a GenBank genome assembly.
AUGAGUAGUUUUCAUCCUAAUAUGAAAUUUCAUGCGAGCGGUUACGUGAUACAUGGAUCAAUGGGACAUCUAGAUCCCAAACAGGCACCUACGAAGAGGAAACCUUAUUCGGCCAUAUUAAAGCAUACAUUUAUCCAAAGAGUAGAGCUUAUGAUACCUGAAGAGCUAUUUUCUAUAAUAAGUGAAGUAGUUUUACCUCAGUUUCCCGCUCCCGCGUAUAGCCGGGUUAUUCUUCCGCUCAGGGCCCUAUUGGAGGGGGAUUUCUUCAAUACUUACAUAAAACUGGGAAAUAUUUUAAUGCUGUCAGAGGGUAGGAUUGGAGCAGAAAACGUUUACUGUGUUAGCGAUGGGAAAUUGAGACUACAUUUAGACAGAGAGAGCUAUGAAAGAUGUGGACUAGCAGGAAAGCCGGAUGGGGUAAAGGGAAGCCGAGGCAGGAAACCUAGAUGGCUUGUUGAAAUCGAUCUCAGACAGCCCUCAAUGUUUCGUGGAAAGAAAGGCUUCGAUAGACUUGAGAAUGCCUUUCAAAAAGUACUCACUAAUCCAGUUACCUGGCUUUUUUGCGACCCUGAUUCAGCCUCUGUAAUACCAGACCCUCUCGACACCCACAUGCCACUAAAAAGACAAGUCGAGCCUGAAAUCACUAAAGACAUGACUGUCGCCAUGCCCUCGCUCAAUCCACCGAUUUACGGGAAAGACACCACUGAUUUUGAAGAGUAUUCGCAAGAUCUACAUGAAUGGUUUUCUCUAGUUAUGCUGAAUAGUCCUCGAAUAAGCUAUGAAGAUACGAUAGAUCCAGCUCUUUCCCGAUAUAGACCCCCGAACAACCAGCAAAAGUGCAGGCUGGUCAAGAUGGUGUGGCGAGGGUUUAUCCCUCCCGCAUGGGCGCAUAGAUUUUUAGUUCAAAUAAUCUCAUCCAGUCCACGAAAUGUAUGGUUUGCACUGAGUAUCACCGGAUUUCCUGAGGGAUUAUUCAAUAGGGCCAAUGAUUGUCUGACCUUGAGGCUUCCGGAUUCCUCAAACGAGUAUAUUUUGUGGGAAACUAGCUAG